CGUGACAGAGCUCCUCUCUUCUCCUGCUUCGGGGUGUAGUGUGUGCUCUGUUGUGCUGUCUGCUGCCACUGUGACAGAUUUGGGGGAAAGAGAAAGUGGUCUGCUCUGGUUUUGCCACCAGACAGUGGAGUUGGUCGUCUGGACCGAGAGAGCAGUCGGGCACUGAAAGAUGGAGCUCUCUGCGGUCGGGGAACGCGUUUUCGCCGCGGAAGCCAUUCUGAAACGCCGCGUUCGCAAGUCUCGCCUAGAGUACCUAGUGAAAUGGAAAGGAUGGGCACUGAAACACAGUACCUGGGAACCAGAAGAGAAUAUCCUGGAUGGCAGACUGAUUGCAGGAUUUGAACAGAAAGAGCGUGAGAGAGAACUCCACGGACCAAAGAAGCGGGGACCCAAACCCAAAAAUCUUCCUGCCAAGGCACGUGGAGCCCAGAAGAAAGAGACCCCCACCACUCGAGCACCUCGCUCCACUUCUUCCUCCUCUCCUCGAGCCCCUCCAUCCUCCUUCCCCUCCGCCUCUCCAGCGCCCUCCCCUAAACUCAACUCCAUGGCAGCGACACACAAGCUGAAGAAAGACAUUCGACGCUGCACUAGUAUGUCCCGCCGCCCCUUACCUCGCACCGACCCCCUGGCCACUCCCGGAUCCUUCUCCGGCCCCAGUGGGUUCCCCUCGCGGCCCCCCGUCUCCCCCUUCUCAGAGACCGUCCGCAUCCUCAAUCGUCGCGUCAAACCACGCGAGGUCAAACGGGGUCGCAUCAUCCUAAACCUCAAGGUCAUCGACAAACCAGGAAGUGGAGGCGGAGGAAGGGGCGGCGGGGGUAACCGGAGGGCGCCAUCUGGCUCCAUGUCCCUCCAAGGGGGUCGUCAGAACAUCCCCUCCCGAAAUAGGAUCAUAGGGAAGAGGAGUGGAGAGGCUCCGUACCGGCCCUUCCAGCCCAUGCUGGGGUUCCCCAUGUACGGGAAGCCGUUUGGUCUCCAGUGUGGCGGCCCAGGACCUCUACACCUUCCACACUCAGCCACAGGCUCCAGCACAGGGACCUCAGGGGCUAGGGACACCCAGCCACCCCCCUCUCCCUCCAGCUCCAGUGGAUCCACCACACCCGCCCAGAACCAUCCUACCCCUCCUGGACCCGCCACUGGGGCCUCUGGGUCAGCUCCCAACUUGGGCGCCCAGGCUUCGGCCUCCUCUGCCCAGUCUACCCCUAGCCACCCCCCAGAGCUCCAGAAGAACCAGAACGCUGAACAAGGACCAAACCCCCUCCUUCCCUCCCUCUCCUUUGCUUCCGGGUCCUCCUCUUCCUCCUUUGAUGAAGAGGAGGAUGAUGCUGAUGCUCUGGACCUUUCCGCUCCUCAGGAGGGGAAGAGGAAGCUUCGCCGUCGGCGCCGACAGAAACGCCAGCCGCCCUCGGUCAGUACCGCCUCCCCUCCUCACCCCCCUGGCGCCGGUCCCUCUCCCUCCAGCUCUCAGAGGGUCCCCGCCGAGGGCGACCCCGACUGGAACCCAGAGAUGGUGGCGAGCAGCGCCAACGUGGUCGUGACCGACGUCACCACCAACCUCCUCACCGUCACUAUCAAAGAGUUCCCCUCCCCCUCAUCCCGCCCCUCCUCCCCCCAACCAAUACACCUAGAAAAUACCACCUCCUCCUCACCCCCCCCACCACCACCCCCACUGAAGAACCCCCCACAAUCCAAGCCAUACCUAUCUCGCCACGCUGCCGCUAUGAAGUUCGUUGUAGUCUUGGUCGGUGCUGGAUCCGUGGUCUUCCUCGGCGCGGCCAUCUGCAUCAUCGCCAGUGUUUACCCACGGAAAGCUGCCGCGCCCCAGGACCUGUCCGACAACGCGACUCUGUCUGCUGAGCCCUUGUUUUCCCUGGGCUCCGUGGCUCACGCCGGUACAUUGGGCGCUCUCCAUGGUGCUGAAUCCUACGAGGGCGGCGGAGGAGGCGGCAUGGGGCUCGGGCUGGGGGGUCCCUCCACUCUUAAUGAGCUCAGCCCCGGGGAGGUGACCGGUGGUGGUGGAGGGGCGCCGAAACAGUUCAGUUUCAGCCGGCUCAUCUGCACUCCGAUUCCCGCCGGAGAAUGCAAGCCCAAUAUCUUGGAGCAGCCAGCGGACGACCCUUCACUCUAUGUGGAUGAAGACUGGAGCUUCCUCCGGACCACCGCGGACGACCUCCGGCAGACGGUGGUGCAGCAGAACGGCCAAAUACUCAUGGAUCAGCGGACCAUCCGUGAGCUGACGGGGAAACUGUCGGAGUGCGAGAGCGGCCUGGAGGACGGGAGUCCCGGGCACUCCGAGCGGAGCCUGGGGGCCUGGGCGGGAAACCGCCGACUCAUGGCCGGGGAUGAUGUGAGCUCGUCGGCCGCUGUGCAGCUGCAGACCGCUAGAGCCGUGGAGGAGCUAGAGAGGGCCAUUCUCAACCUGAAAGACCGCAUCGAGAAACUGGAGUUGGAGAUCGGCCCUGCUGCCCUCAACCUCUCCGUUGAGACUCCAUCCCCCAGCGCCGGCGUGGGCGUCAGCAGAGGUGGAGGCCCCUGGAAGGACCUGGAAGGAGAGCUGGAGAGAAAGAUUGAGAUGCUGGAGAAAGAGCGGAAGGCGCUGAGGAAAGAGACACAGACACAUCACAAACAGAUAGACCAAGGGAUUGAUACUCUACACCACCGCAUUGCAGAGCUGGAACAGAGUCUGACAGAGUACAACUACCCUGACGGCUAUGUCCUCUCCUUCCCCGUGAGGACCAGGUACAUGUACGGCCUGGUGCGAAGAGAAAUGCCUGAGAUGUAUGCCUUCACCGCCUGUGUCUGGCUCAAGGUGAAAGAGGGGGGUAUCGGCACCCCCUUCUCCUACUCCGUCCCGGGACAACCCAACGAGCUGGUGCUGCUGCAGGGGAUACACAACCCUGUAGAGCUUCUUAUCAACGACAAGGUGGCUCAGCUGCCCCUGUCCCUUGCCCAGGGUGUGUGGGAGCACAUAUGUUUGAGCUGGACCCUCAGAGACGGAGUAUGGAAGGCCUACCAGGGUGGGAAGCUGAAGGGGCGCGGAGAGGGGCUGGCCGCAUGGCACCCCAUCAAGCCAGGAGGAGUGCUCAUUCUGGGGCAGGAGCAGGACACGUUGGGCGGUCGUUUCGAUGCCUCCCAGGCCCUGGUUGGGGAGCUCUCCCAGUUCAACCUGUGGGACAGGGUCCUGAAACCUGCUGAGGUAUCCGCUCUGGCUGCCUGUUCCUUGGGCACACUGGGCAACGUGGCCCCCUGGACAGACCAGGACGUGGAGGUCUAUGGAGGGGCUACCAAGGAGGCUGUGGACCCCUGCAACCAGCCACCCCGGGCCAGCCCCAGCUCCAGCCCUAAACAGUGA
Messenger RNA from Salvelinus namaycush (lake trout), 3349 nucleotides. It is a transcript of the gene cbx6a, whose product is annotated as chromobox homolog 6a. Bases 170 to 3349 code for a protein of 1059 amino acids. The transcript has 11 exons. The record is from RefSeq and is a predicted model, not a curated record. NCBI's taxonomy places the organism in Eukaryota, Metazoa, Chordata, Actinopteri, Salmoniformes, Salmonidae.